This is a messenger RNA of Puntigrus tetrazona (Sumatra barb), 2396 nucleotides long. RefSeq names its product transforming growth factor beta regulator 1 (gene fyrd1). The transcript has 15 exons. Gene Ontology annotation, biological process: regulation of DNA-templated transcription; regulation of cell cycle. The record is from RefSeq and is a predicted model, not a curated record. Gene Ontology annotation, cellular component: nucleus. NCBI's taxonomy places the organism in Eukaryota, Metazoa, Chordata, Actinopteri, Cypriniformes, Cyprinidae. The coding region runs from base 127 to 1809 and encodes 560 amino acids.
UCCCCCGAAACAUAAACUGCGAAUCGAUCGGUGGUUCCUAUGAGCUCUGAGGAAAAGUGCUUUAUAAACAUGUCAGCGUAUUCAAGAUUGCAUUGAAGGUGCAUUUUUAUUUUCUGUAGAGUAUGAAUGCACACUCAAAUAUCGCGUGAGCACACAGCUAUCGACCUACAAACCACUGAUCGGACAGCGAUGGAUUCCCUGAACUUUGAGUCCGAGAUGGAAGCGGAUGGACAGGGCAGUUAUUCGCUGUUUCCGGCGCUGGACAGCAUGAGCAGCCUGACUGGAGCCGCCGAGAGUCUAGAUGCCGAGACCCCCAGUGAGGUAGCAGAAAAACCGAAUCUCACUUGGCUCGAUGCUGCUCAGAUUGUUCUUGAAGAAGCUGGGCGGCCCAUGCACAUCAAAGAGAUCAAGCAGCGGAUCAUUGAUCGCGGACUGGUGCAGUCAAAUGCGAAGUCGAGCCUCGAGGCGGUCAUGUAUCGAGAGACACAGAAAGGGAGCAGACGCUUCAAGAGGAUUGAAAGCAGAAAUGGAGUUUUUGCCCUGUUGACCGAUGAAGAGAGACAGAAUGCAUUGCAUGCGUUCUCUGCCCAGUCGACCUUCUCGAGUUCAGGCUCCGGCUCGUCCGUGGGACCCCUGCCAUCCCCCACGAGCCACUCUGAAUCCAGGCCUAAAGUCAGGAAGGGUCCUCGCAAGAACCAAAAUGAGAAGUACCGGCUGAAGUACGUGCGUCUGCGCAAAGCUGCCCGUGCUAUGAUAUUUGAAAAUGCAGCACUGUAUGAUGAGAUUGCUCAUCUGGAAGAGAAGUUCGUUCGGGCAAAAGAAGAAAGGAGAUUUCUGCUGAAGUCUUUGUUGCAGUAUCAGUCUCUGGCUGAAGGAGAAUCGGUCCCGACUCCCAGCUGCAGCGCGCACGCGCCCGUCACGUUGAGCUCCGGCACACCAGGGGGCGCCGCUCUACCAGGGAGUCACAGCCAGGCCCCUGGAGCCUCAGGAUCUGACGACAGCCUCUUGAAGAAACCCAAAAAAGAAAGAAAAGAGAGGGGACGAGAGAACGGCAGGGAAGAAUUCAUGAAGAAGAUUUGUAAGAAAAGGAAGGUCGCUGAAGGAGGAGUGCGCAAGCUCGUUCAGCUCAUCUCACUGGACUCUUCGGGGAGGCCGGUUUUUCCCAUCGUGCUUGGUGGACUCACUGUCUACAGCCUGGGGGAGAUCAUCACAGACAGGGCUCUGUUUCAUGACGAGACUGCUAUCUAUCCUGUGGGGUUCUGCAGCACGAGAGUUUUCGCCAGCAUGAAGAACCCUGAUCAGAAGUGUCUCUACACCUGCCAAAUCAAAGAUGGCGGUCAAGGACCACAGUUUGAGAUCGCGCCAGAGGAUGACCCACAGAAUGCAAUAGUGGCCUCAUCAGCCCUCACCUGCCACGCAAACCUGCUCAAAGCCAUUGCUGCCCGGAGGGGCAAAUCCUUGACCAACAUCGCCCCAUCUGGAGCAGACUUUUUUGGUUUUUCUCACCCCACCAUUCAGAACCUGAUCCAGAGCUGUCCUGGGGCGCGCAAAUGCAGCAAUUAUCAGUGGGUGCGUUUUGAGGUUUGUCGGCCUGGUGAUGGGCAGGUGGCGCAUGGGCUUUCAGAAGAUGACGCGUCCGUGAACUUCGAGUCCUUUCAGCGAGCGCAAAGCUGUGAGGAGAGCCUGGCCGGUCAGAACCUUACAGCAGAACGCGGCAGCACAGUAAGACCGCAGCAGCCUAACAUCUCGUCCCAGCUUCUGAGCUCAGCAGUCCUGCAGACCGCCGUGACGUCUCUCUCCAACCCUUGAGCUUACUCAAACACCUUUGUCUGACAGCGAGCUCAAACUAAGGUUAGCUUUCAAACUGAUUCAUGUACAGAUGGGUCCCGUUUCCUUAGCUCAACCAAAGAUCUCCGCUUUGCAUUAUGAAACAUCACGCUGGAUGCGUUCCUGCAUGUCGCUGUAAGGAGUCGUAGAAUAUUUUUUUUACGCAAUUUAAAAAAAGCUCAAUCCUUAUGUCUGUACUGUUAAUGUUUUUUAAAGCAUAAACAUAGUCUUUAGUUUGAAAUAGUCCAGAUAAAAAUGGUGGACAUAAUCGACCCUUGAGCUUUUAGUAUUCUAUUUCAACUUGUUUUGCCAGUUCUGUGCAGCUCCUUAUGAAGCUGCUCGAUACAAUAAGAAAAACCCUUCUGGCUUUCAUCUUCCGUAAUGUAGGCCAUUCACUCCAUGUAUGCGAUGAGAAAGCUUUGUACCUUGAGAACAGUUCUCCUCGUAUAACACGUUUCAUAUAGAAACCUUGACAAUACACCUACCUUGGCGAUUGUAAAGCGAGUGUCAUUUUUUUGGGAAAUGUAAUAUUUCACUAUAUAUGAAGUUAUUAAAGUCUCACACCCUGA